UGUAUUUGAACAGCAGAAAGAGUGUAUCUUGUGAGUGUCUCGAGGGAGUUUAGUAAAUGACUUUAUCGGGUUUGUAGAGUGUAGAAAAAUUAAGUCGUAAAUUAUGUGGAAUAUCACUUUGUCAUCAAGUGUUUGGGAUUGUUUGUCUCAGCCACAUUAAUUCUGCGGUGCUGAGAUUUAAUUUUAAACCACACCGAUCACCACGGAAAACUUAUCUCUCCCCACAUACUUUUCACUCAUCUCUGCAACUUCUUUUGUGAUUUCGCCUCAAUUGUGAUCACAGUGAAAAAUAAUUUUUUCCCCUGAGUUCAAGAGCACAGAAAAAAUUAAGUGUUUAGAAAAUAAUGUGAAGUUUUUCCGAGUGUUGUGUGAAAAGUUACCAUGGAAAGGUUUAACUAUCUUAUGCUAAUUAGUACGAAUUUCCUCCUAUUGUGUGCCAAUGCCAGUGCCAGAAAUCAUCAAUUUCGACACGUGGUCAGCGAUAGGACUAUCAGCUUUACCAAUUGCACUAUUGAGGAUGUCAAAAGUAUCCGGGAGCAUAAUUUGCAGCCUGAUGAUGUAGUUAUUAAUCAGUGUCACGUGCCAGAACUCCCCAAUGCUCUGUUCCUACGAACUUCAGCACUCGUCUCGCUUGAAAUAACGGAUUGUCAUCUGGAAAAUGUCCAGGAUUAUGCCCUAAAUGGCCUCAAUAGUCUCCAAGUACUCAAUCUCACUAGGAAUAACAUUUCAGUGGUGAAGUCCUGGAGCGAUCAUGAUCUCGAAGCUGUUCAGAUUAUUGAUUUAAGGAGGAAUCAACUUAGAGAACUCAACAAGAACACUUUUCGCAGAUACCCAAAUCUCACUCGGCUCAAUUUGGCUGUAAACCUCAUUGGGGUUAUGAAGGAGAAUACCUUUAGGUUUACACCUCAUCUCAAGUACAUAAAUUUGGGCAAGAAUCUCAUAACUCACAUUGACGAGUACACCUUCAAGGGCCUUCACAAGCUCACUCACCUAUCACUCCAUCACAAUCAGAUACGAUACAUUGACUUCUUUGCAUUUGUCAGCAACAGUCAUCUCAAAUCCCUGCACCUACAAGGAAAUGAACUGGCAGUCUUUGAAGCAGAACUAGUGGCUAACCUGCCGCGUCUAAUGCACCUCAAUCUCAGUCACAAUCAACUGGAAUUCCUGUCUGAGGGCACUUUCAAAAGGAAUCUCGAACUCAAAGUUCUUGACUUGAGCUACAACAAUUUCACAGAGUUCUCUGAGACUUCAUUCACAGGAUUGGAGAGUCUCGAGGUGUUCAACAUCAGCCACAACGACAUUCCCGAGCUCAGCAAAUACAUCUUCCGGGAGUUCACCGCUGUGACACAUUUAAUCCUCGCUAGCAACCAUCUCACUGCACUCGAGAAUGAGCUCCUGGAGUUUGUACCCAAUGUGAGAGUGUUUAAUGUGUCUGGAAAUGAAAUCUCUACCAUCGACAGUGAUCUGUUUGAUGGUCUGAAGGAUCUUGCUGUGCUGGAUCUCUCCAGGAAUCGACUGAGUCGCCUGGAUUUCUUAUCUUCGAUAGGAUCUCCACUGAAGGUGUUGGAUUUGGGUGGGAAUCAUUAUCACAGUCUGGAUUUUGCGCAAUUUGUAGCUGUGGACAGAGUGAUUGUAGAGGGAAAUCCCUGGUACUGCAGUUGGCUCAUUUUGGCCAUGAUGACCAAGCCAGAUUCGAUAGCACUGGGAAGGGAUUAUCUCGUCACGGCUACGAGCCACUCAUCGGAAAUCCACCAUGUGGCUGGGAUUGAGUGUGUGGAUGAGGAAAAUGGGCAGAAUAGGAGUGUCAUCCUUCUGAGGGAGGUGGACAAAUCGUUCGAGGACGAGAGUGGAAAUUUUAACAAUUGGCACGCACAAAAUUCCGCGUCAUCUGAAAUGGGCUUCAACCAGGACUAUCUUCUGUCUAAUUUACCUUCAAGAAUUGAUAAUUUUGAUUACAAGGCGAUAGUACUGUGGAUCAUCAUUGGUGUUGCUGUUGUGUUUGGUGUUACGAAAGUUUGCAGAGUUAUCCUGAUCAAAUCUGAGCGUCAGAGUGAGGAGUUACGCAGAGCUCAGCACGAGAAAUACAUGCAGGAACUGGAAGAAAUCGACGACAAGUACAUGCAACAACAAAUGCACGAACAUUCCAUCUAUAAACCGUGAAAAUGUUGUAAAAUAAGCAUCUUAAAGGCUCAUAAAAAAUUUAUUACUCUUCCUCCUCUUCAGUUUAACAAUGAAUCAUUUUGCUUACAUUUUAUAUAUCACUCUUUUCAUUUUUGCCAAGAAUUUCCAAUUGUCUUUAACUUUUUUUCUUUAUCUUCACUCCUUCUCUACUGCAAUCUUUAAUGCAUUUUUUUGUACUUACAAAACAAGUAAUUUCUUUCUAAGUGGCAAAUGUACAUCUACAACAUUCAGUGUACAACCCCCUUGAAAUGCUUCUAUCUAUCUAGUUAACGCCCUGUAGUAGUAUUAUAUUAGAAAAAAAUUUACUAAGAAUUGUAAAAAGAAUAUUUUCCCCAUUCAAAAUAUAUUAAUAAGUAUUUUUUUAAGAUAGAAAAUUUGUAGCCAUGGAAUGAACUAAGUAACUGCAAAGGAUGUAAAUGGAAAGAAAAAUAAACUAUUUAAGUAAU
Phlebotomus papatasi is the source of this 2627-nucleotide messenger RNA. Its product is annotated as leucine-rich repeat-containing protein 15. The record is from RefSeq and is a predicted model, not a curated record. The transcript is spliced from 4 exons. The coding region runs from base 382 to 2160 and encodes 592 amino acids. Gene Ontology annotation, molecular function: protein binding. Gene Ontology annotation, cellular component: plasma membrane. NCBI's taxonomy places the organism in Eukaryota, Metazoa, Arthropoda, Insecta, Diptera, Psychodidae.